This is a messenger RNA of Pichia kudriavzevii, 3312 nucleotides long. RefSeq lists its product as uncharacterized. The record is from RefSeq and is a predicted model, not a curated record. Gene Ontology annotation, molecular function: ATP binding; aminoacyl-tRNA deacylase activity; leucine-tRNA ligase activity. The coding region runs from base 1 to 3312 and encodes 1103 amino acids. Lineage: Eukaryota; Fungi; Ascomycota; Pichiomycetes; Pichiales; Pichiaceae. Gene Ontology annotation, biological process: leucyl-tRNA aminoacylation. The transcript has a single exon.
AUGAGCUCUACAGUCGCUUCGGAAGGUCAAAAGGCCGUGGUGAUGGAAAACACAUCUCGUAGAGAUGCCUUGACUGAAAUUGAAAAGAAGUACCAAGCCCUUUGGGAAGUGGAAAAACCUUUUGAAGUUAACGCACCAACCAACGAAGACAUUGCUUAUGGUACACCAACUGAUGAGCUACAUGAAAAAUUUCCUAAAUAUUUUGCAUCGAUGGCUUAUCCUUACAUGAAUGGGGUCUUGCACGCAGGUCACGUUUUCACCUACUCUAAGGCAGAAUUCACCAUUGGUUUUGAGAGAUUAAGAAAUAAAAACGCAUUAUUUGCCCUAGGUUUCCACUGUACUGGUAUGCCUAUCUGUGCAGCUGCAGAUAAACUUAAGAGAGAAAUUGAAUUGUUUGGUGAGGAUUUUUCUGGCGUCCCUGCGGAAGCUGAGGAAGAAGUUGAGGAACCAAAAAAGGAUGAUAAAGUGAAAACUGAUCCAACCAAAUUUUCUGCCAAGAAAUCCAAGGUUGCUCAAAAAACCGGUAGGGCAAAGUACCAAUUUGAAAUUAUGCAACAAUUAGGUAUUCCACUUGAUGACAUUAAAAAAUUCCAAGAUCCUUAUCACUGGCUAGAAUUCUUUCCACCUUUAGUUGAAAAACACGUUAAAUUAUUAGGUGGUAAAGUCGAUUGGAGAAGAUCUAUGAUUACUACUGACAUGAAUCCAUAUUAUGACGCAUUUAUUAGAUGGCAAAUGAAUAGAUUGAGGGAAUUGGGUAAAAUCAAGUUUGGUAAGAGAUAUACCAUUUAUUCUGUCAAAGAUGGACAAGCUUGUAUGGAUCACGAUAGACAGUCUGGUGAAGGUGUUUUACCUCAAGAAUACACUGCGAUCAAAAUCCAAGUGACCGAGUUCACCGACAAGGCAUUAGAACAUUUCAAAUCUGAGAAUUUUGAUUUGGAAGGUAAGAAGGUUUACCUAGUUGCUGCAACUUUGAGACCAGAAACUAUGUACGGACAAACCUGUUGUUUUGUUUCGCCUAAGAUUAACUAUGGUGUUUUCAAGGCUUCUGAAGACGAAUAUUACAUUUGUACGGAAAGAGCCUUCAAGAAUAUGGCUUACCAAGAUUUGACACCGGUCAGAGGUGAUUAUACAUCUUCUGCUAAGGUAAAUGGAUCGUUGCUUGUUGGUUCAAAGAUUCAUGCACCAUUAGCUGUUCAUGAAAUUUUGAGGGUCUUGCCUAUGGAAACCAUCUUAGAAAACAAGGGUACAGGUGUUGUUACCUGUGUUCCAUCUGAUUCACCAGAUGAUUUUGUCACUACUAGAGAUUUGUUCAACAAACCAGAAUAUUACAAGAUUGAGAAAGAGUGGGUUAUUGAAGAACCGGUUGCCAUUGUUAACACUGAAAAAUAUGGUGAUAAGUGUGCUGAAUAUCUAGUUAAGGAAUUGAAGAUUAAUUCACCUAAGGAUGCUAACCAAUUAGCUCAAGCAAAGGAAUUGGCCUACAAGGAAGGUUUCUAUAACGGUACUAUGAUUAUUGGUAAAUACAAGGGUGAAAAGGUUGAAGUUGCAAAACCAAAAGUUAAGUCCGAUUUGGUUGCUUCCGGCGAAGCAUUUAUCUAUAAUGAGCCUGAAAACGUUGUGAUGUCUAGAUCCGGUGACUCAUGUAUUGUUUCCUUAGAAGAUCAAUGGUACACCGACUACGGUGAAGAAAACUGGAAGGAACAAGCCCUAGAAUGUUUAGCAAGAAUGAGAACUUUCCAUAAUGAAACUAAGAAUGCCUUUGAAGGUGUUUUUGAUUGGUUAAAGAACUGGGCGCUUUCGAGAAGUUACGGUUUGGGCACUAAAAUUCCAUGGGAUGAUAAAUAUUUAGUUGAAUCUUUAUCCGAUUCUACUGUCUACCAAGCAUUCUACACUAUUUGUCAUCUUCUACAUAAGGACUUCAACGGUCAAGAAAUUGGACCUCUUGGUGUUAAACCAGAAGAUUUGACUGAUGAAGCAUUUGAUUACAUUUUCUGUAGAGGCGAUUCAGUUGAGAAUAUUCCAGUUCCAAAGGAAAAACUAGAUGUUAUGAGAAGAGAGUUUGAGUUUUAUUAUCCUUUAGAUGAAUCUAUUUCUGGUAAAGAUCUAAUUCCAAAUCAUUUGACUUUCUACAUUUACUGUAACGUUGCGUUAUUCAAGAAAGAGUUCUGGCCUGCUGGUAUCAGAUGUAACGGACAUUUAAUGUUAAACAACGCAAAGAUGUCCAAAUCUACCGGUAAUUUCUACACCUUGGAACAAUUGGUCAAUAAAUUUGGUGCCGAUGCAACCAGAAUUGCUCUUGCUGAUGCUGGUGAUACUGUUGAAGACGCCAACUUUGAUGAAACCAAUGCAAAUGCUGCCAUUUUGAGACUUUUUAACCUAAAGGAAUGGUUUGAAGAAAUGGUUAAGAAUAAGGACACUUUAAGAGAUGGAGCAUACAACUUCUUUGACAGAGCGUUUGAUAAUGAAAUGAAUCAAUUGAUUGAAGAGACUUAUAAGAACUAUGAAAUCACCUACUAUAAGGCUGCAUUAAAGACUGGUUUGUUCGACUACCAGUAUGCAAGAGACUUCUACAGAGAAAUUUCUCUCUCAACAGGUGCAGGUUUACAUAAGGAUCUUGUGUUCAAGUACAUUGAAACACAGGUUUUAUUAUUAUCUCCAAUUGCACCACAUUUCUGCGAUUACGUUUACAGAGAGUUGCUCGGUAAGGGUUCUAUUCAUCACGCUAAGUGGCCUGUUCCAGAAGCUGCUGUAUCUAAUGAAUUGUCUGCUGCUUUAUCCUACACCAGAAACUUACAGAGAACCAUCAGAGAAGCUGAAGGUUUCGCAUUGAAGAAGAAGAAGGGAGGCAGCUCUGAAGUUAAUAAGGACGCAGACUGUUCCUUGGCUGUUUAUGUAUGUUCAUCUUUCCCUCAAUGGCAAGCGAAGUAUGUUGAACUUGCAAAGAAACUUUAUUCUGAAGGCAAGUUUGAUGAUAUGAAAUCCGUCAAGGCUCAGAUUGAUGGUAAGGACAUGAAACGUGCUAUGCCAUUCAUCAACGAAUUGAAGAAACAGCUGUCCACCGAAAAACCAGAGGAGGUUUUCAACAGAGAGCUAUUGUUCAACGAACUCGACGUUGUGAGACAAGCAGUUGAGUCCAUAAAGAAAGCGCCAACUGUUCUUAAUGUAGCAGAAGUUCAAAUUAUUGCUUUCAACAACGGCUCUUCUACUGGUAAGAAUAUCAUCAACGAUUCUGAUGUUGAUAUUCCUCCAAAAGUUAAAUCUAUUGAGAACGCUGUUCCUGGACAUCCAGCUGUUCUUUUCAAAAACUUAUAG